This is a messenger RNA of Miniopterus natalensis, 4424 nucleotides long. Lineage: Eukaryota; Metazoa; Chordata; Mammalia; Chiroptera; Miniopteridae. The record is from RefSeq and is a predicted model, not a curated record.
CCCCGCCCCUCCCCGUGUAACCCGCGCGCCACCCGAAACUGCUGGUUUCACAGUUGCGGUUUGUAGCAACCAGAUGCCUAGCAGGCGCCCUGUGAAUGCUCAUUGAAUGAAUGAAUGAAUGAAUGAAUGAAUGAAUGAAUGAAUGAAUGAACCAACAGGGCAUCACAUUUGAAUAGGAGUCACUCUCGUUGCCUCCUGACACUUCAGGGGUAGCCACCCCGUGUGAGGAUCCAGACUGCAAGAUCCCCCCCGCCCCGAGGUCGCAGAACAAUGGCAGGGCCGCUGUGAGUCAGCCGAAUAUAGGGGAGCCAUCCCUUUGACACAGCCUUGGGUCAUUCGCAUCUCUUUUCCCUUUAAGAAAAACAGAAGAUGUCUGAGUAUAUUCGGGUAACGGAAGACGAAAAUGACGAGCCCAUUGAGAUACCAUCGGAGGACGACGGGACGGUGCUGCUGUCCACGGUGACAGCCCAGUUUCCCGGGGCCUGUGGGCUGCGCUACAGGAACCCCGUGUCUCAGUGCAUGAGGGGCGUGCGGCUGGUAGAAGGCAUUCUGCACGCCCCGGAUGCCGGCUGGGGAAACCUGGUGUAUGUUGUCAACUAUCCCAAAGAUAACAAAAGGAAAAUGGAUGAGACAGAUGCUUCAUCAGCAGUGAAAGUGAAAAGAGCCGUCCAGAAAACAUCUGAUUUAAUAGUGUUGGGUCUCCCGUGGAAAACAACUGAACAGGAUCUAAAAGAAUAUUUUAGUACCUUUGGAGAAGUUCUUAUGGUUCAGGUCAAGAAAGACAUUAAAACCGGUCAUUCAAAAGGGUUUGGCUUUGUUCGAUUUACGGAAUAUGAAACCCAGGUGAAAGUGAUGUCCCAGCGACAUAUGAUAGAUGGACGGUGGUGUGACUGUAAGCUUCCUAAUUCUAAGCAAAGCCCAGACGAACCCCUGAGAAGCAGAAAGGUGUUUGUUGGGCGUUGCACAGAGGAUAUGACGGCUGAUGAGUUGCGGCAGUUCUUUUGCCAGUACGGGGAGGUGGUGGAUGUCUUCAUUCCCAAGCCGUUCAGGGCCUUUGCCUUCGUUACAUUUGCAGAUGAUCAGGUUGCCCAGUCUCUUUGUGGAGAGGACUUGAUCAUUAAAGGAAUCAGCGUACAUAUAUCCAAUGCUGAACCUAAGCACAAUAGCAAUAGACAGUUAGAAAGAAGUGGAAGAUUUGGUGGUAAUCCAGGUGGCUUUGGGAAUCAGGGUGGAUUUGGUAAUAGUAGAGGGGGUGGGGCUGGCUUGGGAAACAAUCAAGGUAGUAACAUGGGUGGAGGGAUGAAUUUUGGUGCUUUUAGCAUCAAUCCAGCGAUGAUGGCUGCCGCCCAGGCAGCACUGCAGAGCAGCUGGGGCAUGAUGGGCAUGUUAGCCAGUCAGCAGAACCAGUCAGGCCCAUCGGGCAAUAACCAAAGCCAAGGCAACAUGCAGAGGGAGCCAAAUCAGGCCUUUGGUUCUGGAAAUAACUCUUAUAGUGGCUCUAAUUCAGGGGCAGCAAUUGGUUGGGGAUCAGCUUCAAAUGCAGGGUCAGGCAGUGGCUUUAAUGGAGGCUUUGGCUCCAGCAUGGAUUCUAAACCUUCUAGCUGGGGAAUGUAGACAGUGGGUGACGGUUGGUUGUAUGGACUGGUGGGAAUUCAAAUUUUUCUAAACUCAUGGUAAGUAUAUUGUAAAAUACAUAUGUACUAAGAAUUUUCAAAAUUGGUUUGUUCGGUGUGGAGUAUAUUCAGCAGUAUUUUUGACAUUUUUCUUUAGAAAAAGAAGAAGAGCUAAAGGAAUUUUAUAGGUUUUGUUACAUAAAGGGUUGAAAUAUUGAGUGUUUGAAAGUGAACCGCUGUUUGCCUGAUUGGUAAACCAACACACUACAAUUGAUAUCAAAGGGUUUCUCCUGUAAUAUUUUAUCCCUGGACUUGUCAAGUGAAUUCUUUGCAUGUUCAAAAUGGAAACCAUUAAUUAGAACUACAUACUUUCCUCCUUGUUUUAAUUUGAACCCCACCAUAUGGAUUUUUUCCUUAGGAAUAUCUCCUUUUUUGGAGAUCAUGGUGUCACAGUGUUUGGUUCUUUUGUUUUUGUUUUUUAACACUUGUCUCCCUUCAUAUGCAAAAGUACAAUAUGAAGCCUUCAUUUAAUCUCUGCAGUUCAUCUCAUUUCAAAUCUGUAUGGAAGAAGCACUUCAUUGAAAGUAGUGCUGUAAAUAUUCUGCCAUAGGAAUACUCUGCCUACGUGCUUUCUCAUUCAGGAUUGCAUCAUCACACUGCCCAGGCUGCGUCUUUGACGGUGGGUGUCCCAUUUUUAUCCGCUACUCUUUAUUUCAUGGAGUCGUAUCAACGCUAUGAACGCAAGGCUGUGAUAUGGAACCAGAAGGCUGUUUGAACUUUUGAAACCUUGUGUGGGAUUGAUGGUGGUGCCGAGGCAUGAAAGGCUAGUAUGAGCGAGAAAAGGAGAGAGCGCGUGCAGAGACGGUGGUGCAAAAUGGAUAUUUUUUAACUUGGCGAGAUGUGUCUCUCCAUCCUGUGGCUUUGGUGAGAGAGUGUGCAGAGAGCAAUGAUAGCAAAUAACGUACGAAUGUUUCUUGCAUUCAAAGGACAUCCACAUCUGUUGGAAGACUUUAAGUGAGUUUUGUUCUUAGAUAACCCACGUUAGUUGAAUGUGUUAAGUGAAACGAUACUUGUACCUCCCCUACCCCUUUGUCAACUGCUGUGAAUGCUGUAUGGUGUGUGUUCUCUUCUGUUACUGAUCUGUAAGUGUGGUAACGUGAACUGAAGCUGAUGGGUUGAGAACAUGGACUGAGCUUGUGGUGUGCUUUGCAGGAGUACUUGGAAGCAGAGUUCACCAGUGAGCUGGGGGUGUCUCAAAGAAGGGUGGAAGUUCUCAUGUCUGUUAGCUACACAUAAGAAUGCUGUUUGCUGCAGUUCUGUGUCCUGUGCUUGGAUGCUUUUUAUAAGAGUUGUCAAUGUUGGAAAUUCUUAAAUAAAACUGAUUUAAAUAAUAUGUGUCUUUGUUUUGCAGCCCUGAAUGCAAAGAAUUCAUAGCAGUUAAUUCCCCUUUUUUGACCCUUUUGAGAUGGAACUUUCAUAAAGUUUCUUGGCAAUAGUUUAUUUUGCUUCAAAUAAACUUAUUUGAAAAGUUGUCUCAAGUCAAAUGGAUUCAUCACCUGUCAUGCAUUGACACCUGAUACCCAGACUUAAUUGCUAUUUGUUCUUGCAUUGUCCAAAGUGAAAAGAUUUUUUUUUCUUUUUAAAUCUAGUUUUUAAUAAGUCUGGGUGACCGCACCUAAAAUGGUAAGCAGUACCCUCCAGCUUUUCCUUAGUGCCUCUGUGCAUUUGGGUGAUGUUCUAUUUACAUGGCCUGUAUAAAUCUCCAUUGGGAAGUAAAUCAUGCCUUCUAAAAAUAAUCUUAUUUGGGGGAGUGGGCAAAACAGUGUUAAUUAUUUUUAAAUGCUUUGUAGCAAAGCAUAUCAAUUGAAAAGAAGGGAAUAUUAGCGCCUUUUUAGUUUGUAAUUUGAAAAGUGGAAUUAAUUGCAAUGGGGAUAAAGUAGAAGAAACCACAAAUUAUCUUGUGCCUGAAGUCCACUAAGCAGCUUGGUAGCUUUAAGGACUAGCAGGGUGCGGCGGGCGGGCUGUCCUCCAGAGGUGGGCAGAUAGUCACGCGGAGUAAAAUCGUUUACAACACUCAGCUGGGACUCUCACGGUGCAUUGUUAAGUAUGUAAAAGCAAUAAUAUAUUGAUUCUCUAUUGUACUUUUUAUGUAACUACUGCUGUGAGAGUUGAGCUUGUUUUCUAAUGGAAGAAUGUAACAGUUUGUGUUGCUAGUUUACCUAAUGCCCUUAUCUAAUUAGAUUACAAUAAAUAGGGUUUUUGCAAGUUGCGUGUUUUAAACUUUUAUAAGUGAAGUCACCCUUUAGACUUGUGAUCGCCACAUUGUUUCAUUGUUCAGUUUCCUCUGUAAAAGGGUCUUGCGUUGUUUAAAAAUUUUUUCUGCAUCUAAAUUGCAUGAUUUCCAAAUCCUGUACCAUCUGAAUUUUGCAUUUUAGCACUUGCACUAUUACUCAGCAGCAGUAACAUGGUAACACUUAAAAUGGUAUUCGGGGACCUCCAAAGACUAAACUGACAAGCCUUCAAGGAGCCCGGGGGUAAGUUAACUUGUCAAUGGCAUGGUUUUAAUCCCUUAUUUACACUUGUGUAAAUCUAGUUACUGAUCUUAGAAGGCUUUCAGUGUUGAGUAGCCUUCUGUUAACAUGUUUGUGGUAAUGCAUAGCUGUGGGUAUUGAAUUCUACCCUAAAAUUUUUUUUGAAGAUUAGACGUAAACUAUUUGGCAAAGAUUUGUCUUUAAAGUCUAUCUGGUCAUCGAAAUGCAUUCAUUCUAAAAAUUUUUUGAACCAGUUGAAUAAAAAUUUUUGUUGCCAACA